GUCACACUGCCUUGCGUUGCAGCUGAUUGCGGCAUGAUUAUCUAAACAUUUUUGGGAAUAUAUGAAAAGGAAAUAUUAAAAAUGAACGUGAGCACUCGAUUGUUGAUAAAUAGACUGGGAAAACAAUGCGGCCUCAGUCGAAUUGUUACAUUUUCCACAAAAUCGGCGGAACAUGCUGCCGCGAAUGCCGUAGAAACACAAAAGGAGCAGAAGACUAAGGAAGCACCAGCUUCUAAUGCCGCGGAAGCAUCAGUUCCUAUCCGAAAACCUAUUAUACCAGCCAAUUAUCGGUUCAUAUACCCGGAGUUUUUGCCUGAUCCCAAGAUAGAAUGGCGGAAUCCGAUCCGCGAAAAGCUUGAACGCAUGGACAUGUUGGACCGGCGCCGACAAAUUGACCUGCCAGAGUUUUAUGUUGGCUCCAUUAUGGCGGUGACUAGUUCCGAUCCGCACGCAGAGGGAAAGGUUAGUCGUUUCGUGGGUAUCUGCAUCCAUCGGGAUGGCUGUGGACUGCGCGCACGCUUCAUUCUCCGAAACGUGAUUGAUCACCAAGGAAUAGAAGUGAUCUAUGAGCUGUACGAUCCCACCCUCCAAAAGGUGGAAGUUUUGCGUUUGGAAAAGCGCCUGGAUGACAGUCUCUUUUAUUUGCGAGAUGCUCUUCCGGAAUACAGUACUUUCGACGAAAACAUGGAGCCCGAGCAGUUGGAGGAGGGCGCGCCUGUCCCGGUUAAUGACAUUAAGGUAGUGCUACGUCCGCGCCCUUGGCUUGAACGCUGGGAGCGUCAAAAUUUGCGUGGAGUCGCCAACAUUGAUCAGUAUCUGAAGGACAAACAUCGUAAGUCUGCCGCCAGAGUGCAGAAGCCGUGGGAGAAAUAUGAUUUGAUGAAACAGUACCGCGCCACAAUACCCGAGGAGGAACAGACAGAGAUCUUCGCUGAAGUGUACACCGAACUCCACGCCCAGGAGCUUCAGCGCAAGCGAAACAAGCGGAAGCGUACCUUUGUUAAACCAAAGCAACUGGCGUAAUUGCCCUUUUUGUUUACUUGUAGACUAUUAAAACAAAAUUACAAAACUUC
Molecule: messenger RNA, 1073 nt
Organism: Drosophila bipectinata
Lineage: Eukaryota; Metazoa; Arthropoda; Insecta; Diptera; Drosophilidae
Gene: mRpL19
Product: mitochondrial ribosomal protein L19
Biological process (GO): translation
Cellular component (GO): mitochondrial large ribosomal subunit; ribosome
Molecular function (GO): structural constituent of ribosome
Source: RefSeq, a predicted model, not a curated record